This is a messenger RNA of Micropterus dolomieu (smallmouth bass), 1028 nucleotides long. RefSeq lists its product as uncharacterized. The transcript has 3 exons. Gene Ontology annotation, molecular function: oxidoreductase activity. The record is from RefSeq and is a predicted model, not a curated record. Bases 25 to 375 code for a protein of 116 amino acids. NCBI's taxonomy places the organism in Eukaryota, Metazoa, Chordata, Actinopteri, Centrarchiformes, Centrarchidae.
GAUGUAUGAUACGUUAAAAAUGAUAUGACCCAUCAGGUCGAGUACCAUCCUUUCCAGCAGCCCAAUCAACUGAUAGAGUACUGUCGUCAGGAGGGAAUUGUGUUUGAAGGGUACAGUCCUCUGGCCAAGGGUCAAGUCCUCAGCGACCCAACUGUUCUCCAAAUAGCAGAAAAGUACAGCCUCACACCUGCUCAGAUCUGCAUCCGCUGGAGUAUUCAGAAUGAAGUUGUCACAAUACCAAAAUCCAUCAAAAAGAAGAGGAUACAAGAAAACUGUCAAGUCUUUGGGUUCCAGCUGGAGGAGUCGGACAUGGCCGCUUUGGGCAGAUUACAUGAUGAAAGACGUGUUUCUUGGGAUCCAACAAACGUGGAGUAACGUUACGUGAGAAAACUCAAGAGUGUGUUUGCCCUAGAACUGGUUUUGUCGGUAACAGUUGGCAGUAGAACUAACCUUGAGAUUGUAAUAUGAUUUGAAUUAGAUUGUUGAUCAUUAGCUUUGUGUGUCACAUGUGAAGCUCAUUCAACUCAGCUCUGUGAAGACAAACAAAAGGACCAAAAGGUCUUUAAGUGCCUUACUUUAUAGAAAUACUGUAACUACUAAUAUAAAAAUGAUGAUGUAAGAACGACUAGAUGUUACAAUCAUAGGCAACAUAGAAAAGGUGAUUUUAGCAAAAACAAAAAUGCCUUUGUUAAAAUAAAGCUGUCACAGAGGAUGCAGGUUUGUGUUGCAAAAUUUGCAGGUUUUCCUAACUCCUAGAUUUACAGGCUUUACCAGAGGACUUGCAGUUCAUGGUCAGGUUACUUUAUUUGUACUAGUAGGUAGAUUUGUUUUGCAGUAUUGUUUAUUUACUGUACCUAUUUUUUACCCCUGAAAUGACCAGGAUGCAUUUCCUAUGAAAAUGUAUAAAACCCUUUCACCCUUAUCAGUUAUUUCUCUCAGGUAAACAGUGUACAGUACUGUGAACCACACCUCAUCUGUCCUUGUAGUAUUUAUAUUUCAGGAAAUAAAUGCAAUGUUUUACGUACUGA